AUGAAUCGACAGCCAAGCUCGCAGCCUUCUCAGAAACCAUCGAGAAUGAACGUAUCUCAGCCUGGAGGACCAACGAAUGCCGACUUGGCGAGUAUUUUUGAAUGUCCUGUGUGUUUUGAUUAUGUUCUUCCUCCAAUUCUUCAAUGUAGCAGCGGCCAUUUAGUGUGCUCGAACUGCCGACCCAAAUUGACUUGUUGCCCAACAUGUCGUGGGCCUUUGGGCAGUAUCCGAAAUCUGGCGAUGGAAAAGGUUGCCAACACGGUAUCGUUCCCCUGUAAGUAUGCUUCGGCUGGCUGUGAAGUAAACUUACCACAUAAUGAAAAACCGGAACACGAAGAAUCUUGCGAGUUUCGUCCCUACUCAUGUCCUUGUCCUGGGGCUUCUUGUAAAUGGCAAGGUUCGCUGGACUCGGUCAUGCCUCAUCUGAUGCACGCUCAUAAAUCCAUCACAACCCUUCAGGGAGAAGACAUCGUUUUCUUAGCUACUGACAUAAACCUUCCUGGCGCCGUAGACUGGGUAAUGAUGCAAUCUUGCUUUGGACAUCAUUUCAUGUUAGUGCUCGAAAAACAGGAGAAAAUCGAGGGACUUCAACAGUUUUACGCUAUUGUACAGUUAAUUGGAACUCGUAAACAAGCAGAGAAUUUCGUCUAUCGUCUUGAAUUAAAUGGAAACCGACGAAGGCUUGCCUGGGAAGCUACACCGCGAAGUAUACACGAAGGAAUCGCCUCUGCUAUCUUAAACAGCGAUUGCCUCGUAUUUGAUACAAAUAUUGCUCACUUAUUUGCCGACAAUGGAAAUCUGGGAAUAAAUGUUACGAUAUCUAUGGUCAGUUAA
Molecule: messenger RNA, 834 nt
Organism: Pocillopora meandrina
Lineage: Eukaryota; Metazoa; Cnidaria; Anthozoa; Scleractinia; Pocilloporidae
Source: the annotation of a GenBank genome assembly